AUGGGUCUUCUGAAGCGCAGCAUUGAAGGAUUUAGGAAUGUGGCCGAAGCUUCCAAGACUGAUCCUUUACUCCGCGCGGCGAAUUGGCUUGUGGUGAUCUUCCCCUUUUACAACGCAGCAGGAUCUCUCUGCAGCGUCCACUACAGUCGAUAUCUUGAUUCACGAAAGAAGAGGCUUGCUCUGGCGAUCUCUUGUGGCGCGCAGCUGCAGCUCUCGGUCAGCAAAGAAGAGGCAGAGAAGGACGAAUGGCAGAUCGAGCUCUUGAAAGCAAUCGCUGAAGAUUUAAAGGUGCCGGAGACCCGCUUGACUCUGCAGGGUCUCACUGAGGCCCGAGGAAAAACGUUCCUUCGGGUGGUCUUGUCCAGGCCAGCAGAGUCUGAGUCGGCACCAGCUUCGACGGUGCUUGCGGCGCUACGUGGGAAGGGCUCGGGGCCACUCUCUGCCAUUGAAGCUGUCGUGGUGGAUGGGAAUCGGCGGGACGAGCGCAAGACCUACGGCCUGUGGCUGAAUCCUAGUGGCAAUGCCGUCGAGGCUCUUCAGAAGGCAGUUACGGACUUGAGCUCCAAGUUUGGUGGACCAUCAUUUACGCCCCACCUGACCCUGCUGGGCCCCAUCAUGGGCGAGGAGCAGGACGUGACCGACUUCGCCAAGAAGUUUGCCGUCGAGACGGCCCCGAUUCCGAUCGAAGUGGAGGGCUUGGGGCUGGGGUCCUCCUUCUUCCGAAGCAUCUGUCUCGAGGUGAAAAGCUCCCCCGAGCUCCUCGCAGCACGUGCGCUGGUGUCCUCCCUUGUGCCGAAGUCCUGGCUGCCCGCUUUCCUCGGGGGUAGAUCCUGCCAGCUUGAUGCUCAAAGCCAGAAGCUGGGAUUCCGGCCGCACAUCUCGUUAGGGUAUACUGAUGGGCCAGCGAAGGCCCGAGAGGAGGUAGCCGAGGAGACAGCGUCCCUUCUGGAGACGUCCUUCGUCGCCAAAGAACUUAGUGUUUGGGAGACGGACUUGGAGGACUUCACCUGCAAGUCCUGGAAGCAAGUCGCGAGCUUCAAGUUGGAAGGCAAAACGCCCCCUUCUUUCUGGCGGUUGUUUCGACGCUUUGCAGCAGUGGCGGCACCCGAGUUUUUGCGAAUCGGUGUCGGUACAGGGCUCAGCAUCCUGGCCAAUGUUGCUGUGGACAAGGCCUGUGCUCAUGACAUGACGCUAUUCUCUGGCAAGCAUGCUGGAAAGUCCAACUCGGAGCUGCUUGGAAUCUUGAGUCAAGGACUUCUUCUUUGGGGUCUCGUGAAUCAGCUCUUCGAUUGGUCUCGUUGGCUGAUGGAGAGUGCUGGGGACAAGAUCGGUUGCAGACUGCGAGGAGAACUCUUUGAACGUCUGAUCCAACAAGAUGUCAAGUGGAUCUCCCAGAAAGGCGCUGACGAGCUGUACAGAACACUGAUGCAGCGAACUGACAAUGUGCAGCGAGUCUUCACGCGCGACAUCCCUGAACUCCUGAAUAUGGUAUCCAACCUUAUUACCAAUGUUGGGCUCCUUUGGUUUCGAAAGCCAAGGCUUUGCGCUUUUGGCUUCGGCAUGUUCGCAUUCCAGAACAUUGGAUUCGGAAUCUUUGAUGCGAUGCUCCAGGUCGCACAGGACCAUGAUGCGGUUACCGAGGAGAUCAAGGAGAAUGCCUUAGAAGUGCUGCAGAACUUCCGCAUUGUCCGGGCCUUUGCGCGGGAGGAUCGGGAAAAGCAGGCCUUUCUCAAAAGCAUCCGGCAGAAACUUACACGCAAGAUGAGUAGUUACGUGUCUUUUUUGACCGAUAUCGGAUCCUGGUUCACAGGGGAGUUUGCCUUUCAAGUCGCAUACAUGUAUGGUGGAACCUUGGUGAAUCUAAAUUACAUCGGGGCAGAGGAGGUCAGAGAGGCAGUGGGCAAAGUUUUCAAGACGACCUGGCCACUUUAUCGACUCAAGCACCGCCUUCGGACCAAGACGACCUUUGCAGAAGAUGCAGAGGCCGUACUGGAGGCUCUGAAGCGGCCGCCGGCGAUCCCCUUCGAGGAUACCUCCAAGCACAACCCGGCACCUGCAGAGAUCAAGGGCGACAUCCAGGCCAAAAGCAUGUCUUUCUCCUACACGGAGGACAUGGAGGCUGCGGUGCUUAAGGACGUAACGUUUACGAUCCCGGCGGGGUCCAUGGUUGGGCUGGUUGGUCCGUCAGGAUGUGGGAAGUCGACCCUCUUCAACCUGUUCUUGCGCUUCUACGACCCGCAAAAUGGAUCCCUCGAGAUCGACGGGAUAAGCCUGGCAAACUGGAACCCACAGGCACUUUAUCGGGCCGUUGCCUGGGUGUCUCAGGACCAAUGCGUCUUCCAGGGUUCCGUUCUGGACAACAUUCGCUACGGAGUGCCGGAUGCCUCAGAAGAGGAAGUGCUGAGGGCCAUGCGCGAGGCAGACCUCUAUGACGACGUCAUGAAGAAGCCGCAGGGCGUCGCCACACCUGCUGCCGAGCUCUCCGGAGGCCAGAAGCAGCGACUCUCCAUCGCAAGGGCCGUGCUGACGGACCCAAAGAUCCUGCUUCUGGAUGAGGCCACCUCGGCGCUGGAUACGGUCUCGGAGCGGAAGGUGCAGAAGGCACUGGAGUCGCUGAUGAAGGGACGGACUGUGAUUGCCAUCGCCCAUCGGCUGUCCACGAUCAUGAAUGCGAAUCUGAUCAUGGUCAUGGAAUCCGGCAAGAUCAUAGAGCAGGGCACACAUGCGGAGCUCUUGCAGAAGGCGGGCGGCAAGUAUGCGAACCUGGUCCAGCAGCAGCUGGCAGUGGAUGAUGAUUCUGCCAAGGCGGAAACUGCAACAGAUCCGAAGGCGGUGGAGGAUUGCGCCUUGACUUUGGAGCAGCUGCGGUCGCGAGUUCCCGCCGAUCUCAUGGGCGAGGUUGACGCAGCCGUGAAGGCGCUGAAGGAUGCUGCCACGACGCUGAAGCAAGAGAAAAAGCGCCUGGCCCUGCGUGAGCGCAGCCUGCUGGGCCCCCGGAAGUGGAAGGCUGCCACUACUCUUCGGAACGCUAUGCGAGCGAUAAAGCUGAUGCGGCCCGCUCCAGCGUCCGGACCCUCUCCACCGCUCUUGCUAGAGCGAGCCCUCUCCACGGCAACGGAGGUGGCCGCGGAGGAUCCCACUGCCCAGAUACCGCUCAUCCGGCACCUCAGCGAGUGA
Molecule: messenger RNA, 3177 nt
Organism: Symbiodinium necroappetens
Lineage: Eukaryota; Dinophyceae; Suessiales; Symbiodiniaceae
Source: the annotation of a GenBank genome assembly